Molecule: messenger RNA, 1364 nt
Organism: Chara braunii
Lineage: Eukaryota; Viridiplantae; Streptophyta; Charophyceae; Charales; Characeae
Source: the annotation of a GenBank genome assembly
GUCUUUGAGCCAAUUCGGUUCACAGUCAACUGGUUCCGCGAAGUACUCUCGUUUGUUCCUGACUACCGCUUGCAAGGAGAGACUGCGCCUUUUACAAUCUGCGAUGAAAGAAGUGAGUGAUAAGUCUGGGGUCAUGAGCGAUGUCGUUGACCAACUUUUGCAUUGGUCAUUGCCAGCCAUCCGGUCUGAGUUCGAAGACGGUGUGGCGUCGAGGAUCGAGAGAACACUACCGGUCAGCAGCCGUGCAGAUGUGUUUCGUCUCGGAGCAGGAGGGGAUGAUUCGACAGCGGAAGCUGAGGAUGAUGGCGAGCGUGAGGGUGAAGGGAGCAGUGGAGGCAAUGGCGGGUCAUUUUGUGGGUCGGAUGAUUCACUACCGCGUUCAGGGCACGGGUCACACCGUGGCCGCAGAUUGCGCGGGCUGCCACCAAGCCGUGGCAGGUCGCGUUCGCAUUUCGAACAUGUACGUCCUUUGUGCUGGGACGAUUCGAAGGAUGGUGCUCUGCGAACCGGACCUUGCAAUAAUCGGUCUGCACAUGUGUUGGAAUCGAUGGGGCACUGGGAAGGCUCGAAAGCGCCUGAUGUCGUCUUCGUGGAGCCGGUGAAGCUGCUGCAGUUGCUCGGGUCGUUUGAUUUGAGUUGCCCGCGCCACGGGGGUGGCUGUGCUGUGGAUGUGUCCUCUUUGGAGCACCUGGGUAUUGAAUGGCAGAAGGAUUGCCAUCAUAAGGUAAAAAACAUUCCCAAGGCACUUAGAAAAGUCGUGACACUGAAGGUGCCAAAGAAAUUGAACAACCCUCAUCAGUGCGUGUCGGAAUCUCAGUUUAUGCAGUUCACGAAGGAGCUGUUGGAUGCCUUGACGGACCGUCAUGGACCAGGGUCUUUGACGGUAAAAGAAGAACGAUUGAAGAAGAGCGACUUCGUUGCUUUUGUGAUGAGCAAAAUGUACCCGUACGGCACGAUGAAAAACAACAAAUCCUUGGUCGUGGAUGCAGAUGGUGUGAAUGAGUUCCAUAUGCAUGAGGUGGGGCAUUGGUUUCUUCGUGCUUCCCAGCUUUGCAAAGAUGAGGGCGGUGACUUUGUCACUCUGCACAAUGAUGUCAUGAUGAUCGCCGACCAUUGGGCCGGGGACCACUCCAGAGGCGAGGAUACCAUUGCCCGUGACGAGGACGACGUUGCUUCAAGUGCGGAUCCCGACGUUGUGGGGGAUGACGAUGUUCUCAUCACUGGGGACGGGGAUGGGUUGCCUGGACCGGCGGAUGCCGUGUCCGAUUGAUCAUGCGAUUCUCUAUUGGACACAGAUGAUGUCGAGUUGUUCGACGACUGACAUCAUGUUAUGUCGUAGUAUCUUGUACAUGGGACUUUUAUGU